Triplophysa dalaica is the source of this 593-nucleotide messenger RNA. RefSeq names its product gem (nuclear organelle) associated protein 7 (gene gemin7). The transcript is spliced from 2 exons. The record is from RefSeq and is a predicted model, not a curated record. Gene Ontology annotation, cellular component: SMN-Sm protein complex. Bases 97 to 480 code for a protein of 127 amino acids. Gene Ontology annotation, biological process: spliceosomal snRNP assembly. NCBI's taxonomy places the organism in Eukaryota, Metazoa, Chordata, Actinopteri, Cypriniformes, Nemacheilidae.
UGUAGUUAACUUUUAUUUUGAAAAUUGCAAAGCUUUUCCGGUUUAACGUUGUGCGCUUCAAAAGUGGCACAUGUGUGCUGAACAAAUGCGUGAGGCAUGAGUUUGAAACCUCCAGUGGGAGUGCAGCGGUUGCCAAGAGGUCCUGACCCGAACAGCCGCGGGUUCGACCGUAGCUCCCCCCGCUUUAUCGCUCUGUGUCCCACAUCCAUCCCAUCUUCAGCAUCAACAGAUCCGGGUAUAGAGGAGGAGCAGCGAGUGCGAUCAGAGCUGAGGGAGAGAUUUUUACGGACACUGUUGAUGAUGACAGACAAGCCAGUUCAGUUCAACAUGUACGAGAAAGUUCAGGUCCCAGCGAGGUUCGGUGCCUCGGAUAUAGACAUCUUGAACUUUCAUGUGUCGGAUUUAGAGACUCCUCUUGGUGUGCAGAAAGAAGCACUGUUAAGGUGUCAGGAUGUGAUCUCGUGCUCCUUUGAACUGUAAAAAAAUGUCGGGAUUGGAUUUGUGCAUGCACGUGCGUAUUGCUAUUAAGAUGGUCACAAGGUGGCGCUGGGUUCAUUGGUUUUCAUGUUAAUAAAAGUUUGCUAUGUAGAUAA